UAUUUUCCUCAUAAUACCUAUUUUCUGGUGAAAUAGUUUAUCUUAAACGUCGAUAUAUAAAAUGGAGGUGGAAUCAAUUGAUAUGGAAUUCUUUCGGGUACCAAAAUUUGCAUUGUUAGUACUUGGAUUCUGGCCGGAAACUCAUCUAACGCCUAUUCGAAUCAUUCAUGGUGUCAUCAAUGUGGUUAUUUUAUCGUGGGCUGUAAUCUCGGAGAUGUGUUCUGGAAUUAUGCUUCUUCAGCAACCAGUUGUUGCGUUGGAUGCCAUGGCGCCAUCACUUUCGAAAUUCGUGACAGUAUUAAAACUUGUUAUGAUGUGGGCAACGCGUAAAAGAUUUCGUGCUCUCCUCCGUCAAAUCUAUGAUUUGAUGCAAGUAGAAAACAACAGCAAAAAACUUAAAAUAAUGAAGGAUAUGAAAAGGCUAAUAACAUUUUGUGGAGUAAUAGUAUUCCUUUUUGGGAAUGCCACAAAUGCAGCAUACUUUUUCCGGCCGAUUGUCAAUAAUGUGCUGAAUCAUCGCAACGGAAGGAAUAUAACUAGAGAAAUGCCAUUUAUUGCAUGGAUUCCAUUCCAGACACAUAAUGUUGUGGCCUUCGGUAUUGGAUACAUGAUAAACUCAUAUUUUGGAUUUAUCGCAGCAUUUGGAUUCGGAGGAGUUGAUGGAUUCUUUGUUCAAUGUUGCCUCUACAUGGCAACGUUAUUCCAACUAUGUCGAGAGGACGCAAAGCUGGCAUUUUAUAAAGGACCGUUGGCUGUUGUUUCUGCAGAACAGAAUAGAAUUACUCAGAAAAAAUUAUGCGCAGUAAUUGAAAAACACAAUGUUAUUAUGGAUAUGUGCGACGAAUUAGUGGAUCUUUUCACCCUUAUCAUAUUGGGACACUUUUUAUCUGCAGCGCUUGUCAUAUGUGUUACAGCUAUAGAUUUCCUAAUGGCGUCAGGAUUUAAUAUUGUCGUUUAUAUAGUGCACAGUUUAAUGGUGAUUUUUGAAUUGUUUGUAUACUGUAUUGGGGGGUCCCAGGUCUUCGAAUCUAGCAUUGAUGUCGCGAGAGCUGUAUAUUUCCGGGAAUGGUAUAAAUAUGACACAAGAACUCAAAAGAUGGUUGCGUUGAUAAUGGUUAGAUCUCAGAAGGGAACUAGUGUGCAGGUACCGUUUUUCACACCAUCUAUUUCAGUUUUUGCUACGAUGUUGGGGACGGCUAGCUCAUACAUCACCCUAUUAAGGACAUUCUUGAAAAGACAUUAGUUGCAGAGAUGUGGUUUGCACAAUCGAUUGAAUUGGCACAUUAAAAAUGCCAUUGUCAUACUUCAACGUCAAGGGGCGUCAUGGAAA
This is a messenger RNA of Hermetia illucens (black soldier fly), 1330 nucleotides long. RefSeq names its product odorant receptor 22c-like. The transcript is spliced from 7 exons. NCBI's taxonomy places the organism in Eukaryota, Metazoa, Arthropoda, Insecta, Diptera, Stratiomyidae. Gene Ontology annotation, cellular component: plasma membrane. The coding region runs from base 62 to 1243 and encodes 393 amino acids. Gene Ontology annotation, biological process: detection of chemical stimulus involved in sensory perception of smell; sensory perception of smell. Gene Ontology annotation, molecular function: odorant binding; olfactory receptor activity. The record is from RefSeq and is a predicted model, not a curated record.